UCACUACAGAGAGACACAGACUGAAAACAAACGAUCAGAUUCAGCUUCAGAUCAAACUAACAACUUCCUGUGAGUGAGUUCAGCUACAGGAGAGAAAAGUGGAAAACUACAACACUGCUGCUUCAACCUGCUGACACUCCACACACUGAAGCUUCCUUCAGAGAUAAAAUGGCUUCCAGAUCAGAGGAGGAUCUCUGCUGUCCGGUUUGUCAUGAUGUCUUUAGAGAUCCUGUUCUUCUGUCAUGUAGCCACAGCUUCUGUAAAGACUGUCUGCAGAGCUGGUGGACAGAGAAACCAACACAGGAGUGUCCAGUUUGUAAGAAAAGAUCUUUGUAUGAACCGCCUUGUAACCUGGUGUUGAAGAACCUGUGUGAGGCCUUCUUACUGGAGAGAGAUCAGAGAGCUUCAGAGGCUCUCUGCAGUCUGCACUCUGAGAAACUCAAACUCUUCUGUCUGGACCAUCAGCAGCCAGUGUGUCUCAUCUGUCUGCAUUCAGAAACACACUCCAACCACAGAAUCAGACCCAUCGAUGAAGCUGCACGACAACACAGGAAGGAGCUUCAGGAAACUCUGGAGCCCUUAAAGGAGAAGAUAAAUGUUUUUGAACAAGUUAGAGUGAAGUUUGAUCAAACAGCAAAACACAUGAAAGUCCAGGCCCAACGCACAGAGACACAGAUUAAGGAUCAGUUUAAGAAGCUUCACCAGAUUCUAGAAGAGGAAGAGGAGGCCAGGAUGGCUGCUCUGUGGAAGGAAGAGGAGCAGAAGAGUCAGAGGAUGAAGAAGAAGAUGGAGGCUCUGAGCAGAGAGAUAGCAGCUCUUUCAGACACAGUCAGAGCCACAGAGGAGCAGCUGAGAGCUGAAGACGUCUCAUUCCUGAUCAACUACAAGGCUGCAGUGGAAAGAGUCCAGCAGCGCCCCCUGCUGGAUGAUCCACAGCUGCUCUCAGGAGCUCUGAUAGACGAGGCCAAACACCUGGGCAACCUGAGCUUCAACAUCUGGAACAAGAUGAAGGACAUGGUCUCCUACACUCCUGUGGUUCUGGAUCCAAACACUGCUAAACCCAACCUUAUCCUGUCUGAAGAUCUGACCAGUGUGAGACUAGGAAAGAGACAGCAGCUUCCUGAUAACCCAGAGAGGUUUGAUUAUCUAUGCUCUGUCCUGGGCUCUGAGGGCUUUAACUCAGGGACUCACAGCUGGGAUGUCGAGGUUGGAGACAGUACAGGCUGGUCACUGGGAGUGUUAGCAGAGUCUGUCCAGAGGAAGGGAGGCAUACAGUCUGGAUUACGGAGAAUAUUGUUCCAUAAAGGUAAAUACUCAGCACGGUCAGCACAAGCUCCAGCCACUGUUCUCGUACUGCAGAAGAAGCUCCAGAGGAUCAGAGUGACUCUGGACGUGAAGACAGGAGAGCUGUCGUUCUCUGAUGCUGAUACUAACACACACAUACACACCUUCACCGCCAUACAAACUUUCCGUAGAAGGAUAUUUCAAUUGCUUUUCACUGAGAAGAUGUUUCCGUAUAUUAGCACUUGGGAUGAAGUCCCACUGAAGAUAUCACCAGUGAAAGUGUGUGUGACAGUGGAGCAGAGCACUUCAGUCAGAGACCAAAUGGCUUCCAGAUCAGAGGAGGAUCUCCGCUGUCCGGUCUGUCAUGAUGUCUUCAGAGAUCCUGUUCUUCUGUCAUGUAGCCACAGCUUCUGUAAAGACUGUCUGCAGAGCUGGUGGACAGAGAAACCAACACAGGAGUGUCCAGUUUGUAAGAAAAGAUCUUUGUAUGAACCACCUUGUAACCUGGUGUUAAAGAACCUGUGUGAGGCCUUCUUACUGGAGAGAGAUCAGAGAGCUUCAGAGGCUCUCUGCAGUCUGCACUCUGAGAAACUCAAACUCUUCUGUCUGGACCAUCAGCAGCCAGUGUGUGUCAUCUGUCUGCAUUCAGAAACACACUCCAACCACAGAAUCAGACCCAUCGAUGAAGCUGCACAACAACACAGGAAGGAGCUUCAGGAAACUCUGGAGCCCUUAAAGGAGAAGAUAAAGGUUUUUGAACAAGUUAGAGUGAAGUUUGAUCAAACAGCAAAACACAUGAAAGUCCAGGCCCAACGCACAGAGACACAGAUUAAGGAUCAGUUUAAGAAGCUUCACCAGUUUCUAGAAGAGGAAGAGGAGGCCAGGAUGGCUGCUCUGUGGAAGGAAGAGGAGCAGAAGAGUCAUAGGAUGAAGGAUAAUAUGAAGGCUCUGAGCAGAGAGAUAGCAGCUCUUUCAGACACAGUCAGAGCCACAGAGGAGCAGCUGAGAGCUGAAGACGUCUCAUUCCUGAUCAACUACAAGGCUGCAGUGGAAAGAGUCCAGCAGCGCCCCCUGCUGGAUGAUCCACAGCUGCUCUCAGGAGCUCUGAUAGACGAGGCCAAACACCUGGGCAACCUGAGCUUCUACAUCUGGAACAAGAUGAAGGACAUGGUCUCCUACACUCCUGUGAUUCUGGACCCAAACACUGCUAAACCCAACCUCAUCCUGUCUGAAGAUCUGACCAGUGUGAGAUGGGAAGAGGAACAGCAGCUUCCUGAUAACCCAGAGAGGUUUGAUUAUCUAUGCUCUGUCCUGGGCUCUGAGGGCUUUAACUCAGGGACUCACAGCUGGGAUGUCGAGGUUGGAGACAGUACAGGCUGGUCACUGGGAGUGUUAGCAGAGUCUGUCCGGAGGAAGGGAGGCAUACAGUCUGGAUUACGGAGAAUAUUGUUCCAUAAAGGUAAAUACUCAGCACAGUCAGCACCAGCUCCACCCACUGUUCUCGUACUGCAGAAGAAGCUCCAGAGGAUCAGAGUGACUCUGGACGUGAAGACAGGAGAGCUGUCGUUCUCUGAUGCUGAUACUAACACACACAUACACACCUUCACCGCCAUACAAACUUUCCGUAGAAGGAUAUUUCAUUUUCUUUUCACUGAGAAGAUGUUUCCGUAUAUUAGCACUUGGGAUAAAGUCCCACUGAAGAUAUCACCAGUGAAGGUGUGUGUGACAGUGGAGCAGAGCAGUUAGAGAUAAAGAGGAUGAUUAUAUUCAUGUUGAUGUUUAUUUCUUAAAGGGAAAAGUCGCUGAAUGUAACCUCUUAAUCUGCACCUGUCCUAAUUUCUCAUUAAUACAAAAAUAUCCUUGUUUUUUCGUUUAAGAUAUAUGUUUAGUUUUACUUAUUGUUUUAGUUUGACAUUCUUUGUUUUUGUUUACCUAUUUUUUGUAAUUCAUCUAGCUGACACUUUUAUCCAACCGAUUUACAAUACAACCCAAAAAUUCAAGUGAUGCAGUCAAAAGCAAGUUUUAUUUUUUUCAUGUGUAAAAUUAUAUAAUUUAGUUUUUUAUCUUUUGGUUCAUUUAGCCUUUUGCUUUUUUAUCAAUACUGUUUUUAUUUUAAAUUGUUGUUGAUGUUUUAUUAGUUUGACUAGUGUGUGUAGAGCCAGGAAGACAGAAAACACUUUGUAGAAGCUGAUUUGAUCACAAAAAUAUAACUGAAUGUUUGAGCAGACAAUCAUUAUUUAAAUCAAACUAACUUUAUUUUCAAUUCUAUUCCAGAUAAUAGUAAUCUAAAAUCAAUGUUUGAUUACAUUAAAUGUCUUUUAAAUUUUCCAAAACAUAUGAACAAUUUUCUGUUUAAUAUAAUAAAGAAAAUUUUAUUUCA
This is a messenger RNA of Perca fluviatilis (European perch), 3664 nucleotides long. RefSeq lists its product as uncharacterized. Bases 169 to 3030 code for a protein of 953 amino acids. NCBI's taxonomy places the organism in Eukaryota, Metazoa, Chordata, Actinopteri, Perciformes, Percidae. The transcript has 3 exons. The record is from RefSeq and is a predicted model, not a curated record. Gene Ontology annotation, molecular function: zinc ion binding; protein binding.